Molecule: messenger RNA, 1578 nt
Organism: Corylus avellana
Lineage: Eukaryota; Viridiplantae; Streptophyta; Magnoliopsida; Fagales; Betulaceae
Source: RefSeq, a predicted model, not a curated record
AUGCCGUAUAAUUUACCUUUGUGGAUGUGUAUGAAGGAUCCAAAUAUGAUAUUGUCCUUGCUUAUCCCUAGUCGCACAUCACCUGGAAACGACAUUGAUGUGUAUUUGUGGCCUCUAGUUGAUGAUUUGCAUGAAUUAUGGAAUGAAAGUGUAACCACUUAUGAUUCUUCGACUAAAGAGACAUUUCAGUUGCAUGCAGCAUUACUAUGGACCAUAAACGAUUUUCCCACGUAUGGGAGCUUGUCUGAGUAUUCUACAAAGGGAAGGCUAGCAUGUCCGAUAUGUAACAAGGAUACAAUGUCUUAUAGGUUGAAGUAUGGGUCUAAAGAGUGUUACAUGUAUCAUCGUAGGUGGCUUCCUCGAGACCAUGUAUGGCGCCAAGAAAAAGAAUUGUUCGAUGGUACAGAGGAGCAUAGAUUCGAACCUGAAGAAAUGUCUACAGAUCAACUGUUGCAACAACUAAUACAUGUUGAAAAUGUGCAGCUUGGGAAACAUAGUGGGAACAAGAGAAAGCGUCGCACAAAUGAUGUUGAUAUAAAUGAAUUGAAUUGGAGGAAGAAAACUGUUCAUUUACCUCGAGAGACUGAGCUUGGGGGACCAGUACAAAACCGUUGGAUGUAUCCAAUGGAAAUGACGCUUGGUAAACAUAAGAGGAGUGUGCCAAACAAACCGCGACCGGAGGGUUCAAUUGCUGAGGCUUAUUUAGUUGAUGAGUGUUUGACGUUUUGCUCCAUGUAUCUUCGUGGGAUUGAAACAAGAUGGAAUCGUAAAGAGCGAAAUGUUGAUGGCUGUCUGGAAGAAAUGAAACAAGGCCUUGAUGUAUUCUCUCAACGAGUUCGACCGUUGGGUGCAGCAAAAUAUGUAACACUUGAUGAGAACAUUUUUGCAAGGGCUCGAUGUGAACACUAUCAGAUGAUCGAAAGGGAAGGCGGCCAUGACAUUGAGAAGAAGCAUGAGGCAACAUUUGAGCGUUGGUUUCGAGAUAAUAUGUAUAAUGGUGGGCAAACUCGUACUACCCAGAACAGUGGAAUCGUUGUUAAAGGUGGGUAUAACACGUUAGAUGAUGAGUACUAUGGUGAGUUGAAGAACAUUUUUGAAUUAUGUUACCUGGGCCGAAAUUGGGUGUAUCUAUUUAAGUUCAAUUGGUGGGACACUGGGAGUAAUACGCGGGGAAUAAGAAAGGAACAAGGUUUUACAAUUAUGAAUACUUCUCGUAAAUGGUAUGAGUCCGACCUGUUCAUAUUAGCAUGCCAAGCUGCGCAAGUGUUUUACUUAAAUGAUCCUAAAUUUGGUGGUAGUUGGAAAGUGGCGCAAGUGUUGACCAAUAGAAACACAUACUAUAAUCCAACAGUGGUAGGGGAAGAUAGUGAGAAGGAUGACCAAAGAACCAACAAUGAGGUAUACCAAGAAAGUGAAUGUGUUGGGGUUAAUAUUGCCAAUGUUGAAAACUCUACUAUGUUACGUAGAGAUAAUUUGACAAUACCUAUUGAUGAAUUAUAUGUGCAACUUGAUGCAUGCAUGUUCAUUAACGAUAACCCUUCGAUUGAGGAUCAUAAUACUAACUCCGAUAAUGAAUAA